This is a messenger RNA of Prunus persica (peach), 1230 nucleotides long. RefSeq lists its product as uncharacterized. Gene Ontology annotation, molecular function: protein binding. NCBI's taxonomy places the organism in Eukaryota, Viridiplantae, Streptophyta, Magnoliopsida, Rosales, Rosaceae. The coding region runs from base 1 to 1230 and encodes 409 amino acids. The transcript is spliced from 5 exons. The record is from RefSeq and is a predicted model, not a curated record.
AUGGCAACAAGUGCCGUCUCCGCAGGUACAAUUGUCUUGGAAGUCCUUAACAACCGUAACUACGUGGAUUGGAGUGUUUAUCUUAGAAAUUACUUGUUGGCUCAAGACCUUUGGGAUGCAGUGAAGGCUACAGAUGAACCUCCUGAAGAUGAAGAAAAAGAAGCUGAUGGUCCGUUCAAGGCUUGGAGGAAGAAGAAUGCCAUGGCUUUACAUACAAUCCAAAUUUCGUGCGGGCCGGAAGCUUUUGCGCUUAUUAGGGACAGCAAUUCAGCCAAAUUUGCUUGGGAUGCUUUGGCAGCAAACUUCAAGACACAAGCAUUACUUCCAAGUGAUUUGCCUGUUGAAUCUGCAACCUCAUCAAACAACCCAGGAUAUGACGAGAGUGUGUGUGACUUCCGUCAGUAUCAGCCGUUCUUCAAGGCUGUCAGGAGUGGGGAUUGGAAUAAAGCAAAGGAGCUUCUUACCCUACAUCCCAAUGCAGCAAGAGCAAAAAUUCCGUACUCAAACAAGACAGCUCUUUACAUAGCAACAGAAUUAGAACACGAGCAUAUUGUGGAAGAGUUGGUGCAAUUGAUGCUAGAGGAAGACUUGGAAAUAAAAUCUUCUGGUUGGACAGCUCUUGCUGUUGCUGCAGAUAGAGGAAAUAUCAAAAUAGUUGAAUGCAUGGUUAGAAAGAGCAAGAAAAUACUUAGCAUUGCCACUGAGAACAACAAUAUGACUCCAAUUCUCUUGGCCUGUAUCAGUGAGCAUUGGGAUGUUGUCCGUUAUCUAUACUCCGUCACUCCACUCGAAGAUCUAAUGCCUGAUAAAGAUAUUGCACAGGAAUUAAUUAAUCGUUGCCCAAAAUUGGUCCUUACGAAAGAUCCCUUUGGGAUAUCCCCGAUGCAUGCAUUGGCAUUUUUGCCUUCUAUAUUCCCAAGUGGAACACGGCUCAAAUUUUGGCAACAAUGGAUCUAUAAUUGUAUACACAUAGAACCUACUCAUGCCAUGAGUGACAUUCAUGUAAGUGUUGAAAAUGAAGAAGGCAAUCGAAUGGAUAUCACUUGGUCAGGAACCAACUCCCACACAGAGUUCUUGUGUAGAGAUUUCAUCUCUUCCAUCAUAGCACCCAUCCAACUUUCCCCCUCCUUGCCCUCAAUUGAUUCUUGGAAGUGGUUGGAUAUUCUUCACUUAUGUUUAAGGCAUAGUGGACUGCAUCCUUUUCCCUUCCAAAUGGUUGAGGAGGUUUAA